Messenger RNA from Apaloderma vittatum (bar-tailed trogon), 372 nucleotides. It is a transcript of the gene ADAT2, whose product is annotated as adenosine deaminase, tRNA-specific 2. NCBI's taxonomy places the organism in Eukaryota, Metazoa, Chordata, Aves, Trogoniformes, Trogonidae. Gene Ontology annotation, cellular component: cytoplasm; nucleus. The annotation marks the transcript as partial. The transcript has 4 exons. Gene Ontology annotation, biological process: tRNA wobble adenosine to inosine editing. The record is from RefSeq and is a predicted model, not a curated record. Gene Ontology annotation, molecular function: zinc ion binding; tRNA-specific adenosine-34 deaminase activity.
GCUACUCGACAUGCAGAAAUGGUGGCAAUCGAUCAGGUCCUCGACUGGUGUAAGCAACACAACAGAGAUUAUACCGAAGUAUUUCCACAGUUGGUAUUGUACGUAACUGUAGAGCCUUGUAUCAUGUGCGCAGCUGCCGUGCGCUUGAUGAAAAUUCCACGGGUCGUAUAUGGCUGUAAAAAUGAGCGAUUUGGAGGCUGCGGCUCAGUUUUGAGCAUCUCAUCUGAUGAUAUGGUAGACACAGGAGAACCAUUUGAAUGCGUUUCUGGCUAUCGUGCCAAAGAAGCAGUGGAAUUGUUAAAAGCUUUCUACAGACAAGAAAAUCCCAAUGCACCGAAGUCAAAAGUACGGAAAAAGGACCGUCGUAAUUAG